This is a messenger RNA of Acanthopagrus latus (yellowfin seabream), 2493 nucleotides long. It is a transcript of the gene dhx40, whose product is annotated as DEAH (Asp-Glu-Ala-His) box polypeptide 40. Gene Ontology annotation, cellular component: intracellular anatomical structure. Gene Ontology annotation, molecular function: ATP hydrolysis activity; RNA binding. The transcript is spliced from 17 exons. The coding region runs from base 188 to 2410 and encodes 740 amino acids. NCBI's taxonomy places the organism in Eukaryota, Metazoa, Chordata, Actinopteri, Spariformes, Sparidae. The record is from RefSeq and is a predicted model, not a curated record.
GAGUGUGUCGUCUUCAAAACGAGUGGAGGAAGAGUGACAGAAGUUGCUCUUUUGUUCGAUUCACUACAGUCUGUGGGUACACACACCAACUAAACCGUGUCCCACAUCAUUAACGCCGGUAUUAAUUUCUGUCCGUGCGGUUCUUCGCGCUGAUAUCUGCUGAUAAAGCUGGUCAGAGCUGUUGGUCAUGUCCAAAUCAUCGAGAUGGGACUCGGCCGAAAACGAGUCAAAACACCUGCCGAUCUACCGGCACAAAGCCAAGCUGGUUCAGGCUGUGGAAGGCAGCACUUUUCUGGUUGUCACCGGCGAGACUGGCAGCGGGAAAACCACACAGCUUCCACAGUACCUGCAUCAAGCAGGUAUGUGUAGAAAUGGCAAAAUUGGCAUCACCCAGCCCCGCCGGGUGGCUGCCAUCACGGUGGCCCAGAGGGUAGCCCAGGAGAUGCAGUGCACUCUGGGUAGAGAGGUUGGCUACCAAGUGCGCUUUGAUGACUGCACAUCACAGGACACUGUGGUGAAGUACAUGACGGACGGCUGUUUGCUCAGGGAAAUCCUGGCAGACCCUGUACUUUCUCAGUACAGUGUUGUAAUCUUGGAUGAAGUGCAUGAACGCAGCCUCAACACGGAUAUUCUCCUGGGUUUAUUGAAGAAGAUGUUUUCCGACCCUGCCAAGUCCACCAAGGGCAGAUCUUUCCCUCUGAAGGUGGUGGUGAUGUCCGCCACCUUGGAAACUGACAAACUUUCAGCCUUUCUCGGCGGCUGUCCUGUCUUUGCUAUUCCCGGGAGGACUUUUCCUGUCACCUGCACAUUUGGCACUGCUGUAGGGCCUAAAGACAUAGAGAGCACUGGCUAUGUAAAAGAGGUCGUCAGAAUGGCCCUUGAUGUGCACACCAGUGAACUGGCUGGGGAUAUUCUUGUGUUUUUGACAGGUCAGUCAGAGAUUGAGCGUGCCUGUGACUUGCUGUUUGAGAAAGCUGAGUCUAUAGACUACCGCUACGAUGUCCAGGACCAAACCGUGGAGGGCCUCCUUAUUUUGCCCCUCUAUGGAUCCAUGCCCACUGAUCAACAGAGGCAGAUAUUUCAGCCUGCACCCUCCAGAAUCAGGAAGUGUGUAGUGGCCACUAACAUCGCAGCUACAUCUCUCACCAUCAAUGGCAUAAAGUACAUCAUUGACAGCGGGUUUGUGAAGCAGCUCAACCACAACUCCAGGGUGGGCAUGGAUAUCUUGGAGGUGGUGCCCAUAUCAAAGAGCGAGGCUGAGCAGAGAGCGGGCCGAGCUGGAAGGACCUCAGCUGGGAAAUGUUUUCGAAUCUACACCAAGGAAUUCUGGGAGAAGAGCAUGCCCGAGUAUACAGUUCCAGAAAUCCAGAGGACGAGUCUGACUGCGGUGGUACUCACACUCAAGUGCCUGGGCGUUCAUGAUGUCAUAAGGUUCCCUUAUCUGGACUGUCCAGAGGAACGGUUUCUUCUCGAGGCCUUAAAACAGCUCUACCAAUUUGACGCCAUCGACAGGAGAGGUAAAGUGACCCAGCUGGGGGAGCUGAUGGUGGAGUUCCCCCUGCAACCAGGCCUUACCAGGGCUGUGCUCAAAGCCUCUUCACUCGGCUGUCAGGACCUGCUGCUCCCCCUGGCCGCCAUGCUGUCUGUGGAGAACAUUUUCAUCAGGCCAGGAAACCCUGAGAAGCAGAAAGAGGCAGAUAAAAAGCACAGAGCACUGGCUACCAAGAGCGGUGGCAUGAACGACUUUGUCACGCUCCUCACUGUGUUUCAGUUGUGUAAAUCCAGUGACAGACCCUCAGCGUGGUGUAAAGAUAAUUGGAUCCACUGGAGGGCGCUGAAGUCAGCCUUCAGUGUGGAGACUCAGCUGCGAGAGAUACUCCUCCGCCUCCAGCAGAAGAGAGAUUUCCCUGUGGAAACAUUCGAUGGCAAUAAGAGUGAACUCUUCAGGCGAUGCCUGUGCACAGGAUACUUCACCAACGUUGCCAGAAGGUCGAUUGGUAAGGUGUUUUGCACAAUGGAUGGCAAUGGAUCCAUGGUUAACAUUCAUCCAUCAUCAUCGCUGUUUGACCAGGAGGCUGAGCUCAACUGGGUCAUCUUCCACGAUGUGCUGGUGACCUCACGGGUGUAUAUCAGGACCGUGUGCCCAAUUCGUUAUGAAUGGGUGAAGGACCUGUUACCUAAACUCCAUGAGGUUGACGUCUAUGAACUGAGUAGCGUGGCGAGACAAGAAGUGACCGAUGAAGAGAUGACAAAGUGGGAGACCAGGGAAGCAGCCAAAAGGCAACCAGAGGUUUCUUCUGAGGAUAUUGUGAAGAAGCUGGAGAAGCGCAACAACGAAACCAGUGUAAGCGACGCUCGCGCUCGCUACCUACAACGAAAGCAACAGAGGCAGCAGAGUAAAGCUCUUUGAAAGAUCGGUCACUCACUCAAUGUAUCACAAAGAAGCAUUUUUGUAAAUACCUGAACAAUAAACCUUUAUUACGUUUACAAUAA